GACACCCCCGACGCUGUCUCACUUGGUACCGUUACCGUCGUGUCGCGCGAAUCGUUCAAUUCCAAAGAUCGCACCCUAACGUACAAGAGAAAUUCUCUACUGGCCAGGAUCUCCUUGAUCUCUUUACAUUUUACAGUGUGAGUUCGCUUCGCUUCUCUGCAUCGCUGCUGCUCAAUUUUAGUUGCUGGUUCUUCUUUCAAACGUGAGUCCACAAGAACAGCCUAAGAUGAUGUCCUCUCAAUUAUACGCGAGAUCUCUUUUGCUGCUCGUUAUCGUGGGAUUCGUCUCUGCAACGGAAAACUACAUGGAGUACGCAGGUUUAUUAGAUGAAAUACCGGAUAAAUCACCUGCAGCAAACAUACGCGAGCUUUACAGGCUUGUAUUGCAACGCAAUGCAUUCGAGGAUGCUGGGCUCGGUGAUAUUCCUUUGGAGCAUUUGAUGAUCCGCAAGUCGCAGCGAUCGCCAUCUUUGCGGCUACGAUUUGGACGUUCGGAAAAUCGAUUGCCUAUUGGAGCACUGUCAAAGGCCAUGAACAAUAUUGUAUCGUCGAGGUUCAAUGAUUGAUGGAAAUCAGCCAGUUUUCUUUCUUUUCCAUUAUUGCUGCCACCCUUGAGCAAACUAUAGAGCUUCUAACAAUGAUUUUCGUAUGGCAUACCAUUUUUAGUGGCUUUUAUCAGUCUAUUUCUACAUUCGGUUAAGCGAUAGAGGGGAACAAAUGGAUAUAUUAAUUAAACCGAAAUCUGAUCAUCAUCUUUUAAUUGCAAAGAAUGAAGAAAAACAAGAACACUGUGAAUGUAUAAUAACGAAGAAUGGAAUAAAAAUUUUACUGACGCAACUAA
Megalopta genalis is the source of this 840-nucleotide messenger RNA. Its product is annotated as short neuropeptide F. NCBI's taxonomy places the organism in Eukaryota, Metazoa, Arthropoda, Insecta, Hymenoptera, Halictidae. The record is from RefSeq and is a predicted model, not a curated record.